Messenger RNA from Portunus trituberculatus (swimming crab), 396 nucleotides. RefSeq lists its product as uncharacterized. The coding region runs from base 40 to 396 and encodes 118 amino acids. The record is from RefSeq and is a predicted model, not a curated record. NCBI's taxonomy places the organism in Eukaryota, Metazoa, Arthropoda, Malacostraca, Decapoda, Portunidae. The transcript is spliced from 2 exons.
GGACUAUAAGAGGACGCACACCAUUGCAAUCCUCGAGUAAUGGGAAAGCACGUGAUAUCUACCAAAACCCCUCACCGCCUCAGUUCUUCCCAGGAGGAUGUGCUUCACCUCUGGCCACUUGUCACUCUAUGCAAAAGCAAACACGGCUCGGUGAGGGUUGUACAGAAGACCUCAAGUGAGGCAUUAAUAGUCCAUCAGCGUCUCAGGAACCACUGUACCUCAAAAAAGAACAAUGCAGCUAGACAAAGGGAGAGGGCGGAAAUGAAACAGACAAGUGGUCUGUUUCAAGUGAAGCGCACCGAAUGCAGCUAUGGUCUGCGUACCUCGGCAUGCCUCCCAAAUAUGAACAAUGAUGUGCAGUAUGACAAUGAUGUUACGUGUAAGGACUUUGAUUAA